GGCCUCAGCGGUGGUGGCCACGAUAUGACACACCUGUACCCUUAGGGCUGGUUGCUCACCUGAGAGCGACAGAGAGAUAAAGUCAUGACCUCAGUCCCUGCUCCUCUCCUUCCCUGCAGACCCCGGCAUGUGGGGAUACCUGUCCCUGCUGCCUGCCUUCCUGGCAUUCUGGGCUACUGCUGGCAUCUGGACCGUUUUUUCGCUUGCUGUGGCCAACAAGGCUGUGAACCUCACGGAAGGCUUCCCCUAUAUCAGUCGAUGUGGAAAUAGCCCCCCUCAGAGCUGCAUCUUCAGCCAGGUGCUCAACUUGGGAGCUGCUUUGGCCGCCUGGACCUGCAUUCUCCGUUACCAGCAGCUUCGGGACUGGGGGGUCGGAAAGUGGCCUAACCAGCUGAUCCUGUGGACGGGGCUCCUCUGCGCCCUGGGCACCUCCAUAGUGGGCAAUUUUCAGGAAAAGAACCAGCGGGCCACGCACCUGACGGGGGCCUUCUUCGCCUUCUUCGUGGGAAUAUUCUACUUCUGGCUGCAGCUCCUUCUCUUCUGGAGGAUGAAGAGUCUGCCCCAGCCUGGGGCUCCCUGGAUCGGGCCACUCCGUCUGGUCCUCUGCAGCAUUUGCACCAUCCUCACGGUGGCCAUGGUCGUCCUGCACACCUGGUCACUGCGCUCAGCCUCUGCCGCCUGUGAGUGGGUCGUCGCCAUGCUGCUGUUCAUCCUCUUUGGCCUCUUUGCGGUGGACUUCUCCGGCCUGGACGGCUGCACCCUGUGCCUCCAGCCGGGCCCUGGCAGCCUGAGCCCCCCGCCGGCCUCCCCCAUCUCCCUGAAGGUCCAGCUCUGAACACCUGGUCAGCGUGGUAUCUUCACACCUCC
Eubalaena glacialis (North Atlantic right whale) is the source of this 867-nucleotide messenger RNA. It is a transcript of the gene TMEM150B, whose product is annotated as transmembrane protein 150B. The coding region runs from base 128 to 835 and encodes 235 amino acids. The transcript has 6 exons. NCBI's taxonomy places the organism in Eukaryota, Metazoa, Chordata, Mammalia, Artiodactyla, Balaenidae. The record is from RefSeq and is a predicted model, not a curated record.